UUGACAAGAAGUGCCAAAUCGACGACCUGUGAGACCGUCUCUUUCGCCAAAUACUGCAACACUUCUAACGCCAAAGCGUUUGAGAUACUGCUUGCGAUCCGAUCGCACCGAAUNGGCAAAGGCACUCAGUGUCACCUCAUCUGUAAGGAAUUUGGUUUCAUUCACUUGAGUGCCGGCGACCUCUUAAGAGCCGAACGAAACACAGAGGGAUCACAAUAUGGAGAACUCAUUGAAACCCACAUAAGGAAUGGUACGAUAGUUCCCGUGGAGAUCACCUGUCAGUUGCUCGACAACGCCAUGAAGAGGUCGUCCGGCCAACAGAACGGAUCCGGGGAUCGAGUGUCCGGAAGCGGCGGCAAGUUUCUCAUCGACGGCUUUCCCCGCAAUCAAAACAAUUUGGACGGUUGGCAGAGAGAGAUGACACACAAAGCGGACGUCAAGUUCGUCCUCUUCUUCGACUGUCCGCGAGAUGUAUGCGUCCAGAGAUGUCUGAAGCGCGGAGAGGCCGGCAGUGGUCGCAGUGAUGACAAUCCCGAAAGUAUGAACAAACGGAUCAACACUUAUCUCAUCGACACGAUGCCUAUCAUUAAGUACUACGAAAAGUCUAAUCUCGUGCGCAAAGUGGACGCCAAUCUUCCUCCGGACCAAGUGUUUCAAGAAGUGCGACAAAUCUUCGAGAAACUCAAUUGACACCAAAAAUCCAGUUAUCAAUUGACGAUUAGAAUAGAGUUUAUA
This is a messenger RNA of Oppiella nova, 735 nucleotides long. Lineage: Eukaryota; Metazoa; Arthropoda; Arachnida; Sarcoptiformes; Oppiidae. The record is from the annotation of a GenBank genome assembly.